Molecule: messenger RNA, 2223 nt
Organism: Sipha flava (yellow sugarcane aphid)
Lineage: Eukaryota; Metazoa; Arthropoda; Insecta; Hemiptera; Aphididae
Product: tetratricopeptide repeat protein 39B-like
Exons: 14
Coding region: 224-2011 (595 amino acids)
Molecular function (GO): protein binding
Source: RefSeq, a predicted model, not a curated record
CGAUCUACGUUCCUCCGCGUACGACGGCUGACUAGCAGUAGUGCCGCGAACGGCGAGCGUGCAUACGCUUUUAGUUCGCUUCAUCAGGUAGUGCACGUUUCUGUCGACGAUAUCACUCUCCCCUAGCCGGUACACUCUUGCAUCCGAAGCGCACAUCGAUCUCUCGUCCGAUCUCGUUCUUUAUCUGCAGCGCAGAACGAAGUCCGUUCGAACGCCAGUCGAAAUGGCCGAUUACGGCGACGCCGAGGAUGAGUUUGAAGACGCGCUAGAAGUGAUUCCUGCGCAUUGCAAAAUGGACUUGAACACAGCUUUAGCAGAUUCAAAAAUUGCUAUACAUUUGUUUUUUAAUAAUAAAUUUGACGAAGCUCAACUUAUACUUGAACCAUGGGUUGGAACGAGUAUGUAUCAUACCAUUGGGAGAUCAAUUUUUCAAUUUUUGGAAGCCGUACUCACCUUCGAACAGACGAGCAUACAGAGAGCCUCCGCAUCAUUGAAAUCCAGUAUCCGUUUGUGCAACUCUUACCGCAGAAAAACCACUCUAACACAGUCCAUCGGAAACAUAAUGAAAAAACCCAACUACGAUACGUAUACUCCGGAUGAACUGCAUGCGGAACUGUGUUUUGCCGAAGCGUUAUUGCUUAGAGCACUGUUGACGUUUAUCGAAGACGAGACGUUGGUUAGUUUCAUUCGAGCAGGCAUUAAGAUACGUUCUUGCUACAAUUCGUACAAAGAAUGUAAUGUCAUACUGAACUCUCGCACGUGGUCUGAAAGCGAAAAGUCUUACAAAGACCAUUUUGAGAGUGGAGUGCGUCUGGGAAUCGGGGCCUUCAACCUGAUGAUUUCUUUGCUGCCAUCAAAAAUAAUCAAGCUACUAGAGUUCAUCGGAUUUUCCGGAAGCAAAGAACAAGGUCUCAGCGAAUUACAAUCGUGUUAUCAAGUAACACUCGGUUUACGUCAUGUACUUUGUGUCCUAACUUUGUUAACCUACAAUUUGGUCGUAAUUUACGUAUUCAGUCAGGAAGAGGGUGACUUGGAAUUUUGUGACAUCGCACUACGACAACAACUGGCGUUGUAUCCAAACGGUGCUUGGUUCUUAUACCUCAAAGGACGAUUGGAAUUCAUGCGUGGUAACAUCGAAGAAGCACAUAAGUGGUAUAUAGCUUCGGUAGAUUCACAAAAUUCGUGGCCACAGUUUCAUCAUAUAUGCUACUGGGAAUUGUGUUGGGCCAAUUGUGUUGCUCUAAACUGGAAAACGGCUGAGGUGUACGCGACCAAGUUGUCGGAGCAGAGCAAAUGGUCACGCACUACUUACAACUAUCAGCGCGCGUGCAUCAUGCUCAUGCGAGGAUACAAUUGUCUGUCCAGGGACGAGCUCAAUACCGUCAACCAGUUAAUGGCUGAUGUGCCCAAGUACAAGCAGAGGAUCGCCGGUAAAUCGUUGCCCAUGGAGAAGUUUGCCGUGAAGAAAUCUCAAAGGUUUACCAAUCAAAACAACCGGCUGUUUUUGCCUGCCAUCGAACUUCUAUACCUAUGGAACUUAUUCAAUGUAUUUGGCAAGCGCAAAUCAUUGUACGACAACCUGUACAGGCUCAUUGACAAAAACACAAAAGACCUCGAGAGGAAUCCUGGACAAUAUGGCAGUGAAUACGAAUACGAUAACAAAGCACUUGGGUUCCUUCUGAAAGGCGUUUGCUUGCGUAUUAUGAACAGUCCUCUGCACGCCGAAGAAUGUCUCAAGUCUGUUGUGUCUAUGGAAAAAAGAAUCAAAGAGGAUCGUUAUCUGGUGCCAUACGCUCAUGUCGAGCUGGCGUUUUUGUAUAAAUCCAAAGGAAAUCUAGAAAAGGCGGCGCAUUACCUCGAAACAGCCAAAAAAAAUUACUCCGGUUAUUCGUUAGAAACAAGACUACAUUUUCAAAUUCAUUGGGCAUGGACCACUUUAAACGAGUACAAAGCGAAAAUUGCUAACAACAAAGAUCUCUCACCCGAAUCUAAAUUGGACGACAACCAAUGAAAUCAUUUAGUACAUGUUAAAAUUAUUUAUAUUAAUUAUUAUUAUUAUUACUAGGAAUGUGAAUGUUUGUUUUAGUUAUACUACAUUUUAUGAUUAUAUUUUGUAAAUCGUCAUUAUACUCGUUGUUAUUUAAUACGUUUAGGGUUAGCGUAUAAAACUUAUAUUAAUUAUAUUUUUAAACAUAUAUAAUAUAUAUGUAUGUUGCAAACUUA